AUGCAAUCCUCGAGAUCUUCAGAAGACACAAUGAAGCCUGAGCGAGGGACUCACGGAGACGAUGAAGACUCUCUCCUCGACGAACAUGAGGCAGGUGGACUGGAGAAACUACAGCUCAGACCACGUCGAAAAAGAAAGUGGCCCCGAUUCUCCACCAUCCUCUCCGCCUUCACACUAAUCUCCACGCUCCUCGCCAUCGGUCUACUCACUCUCCUCCUCUCCCGCCAAAAUCAUCUCCACCACCACGGCAAAGUCUCCCUCAACGACACUCUCACCUUCACCCAAUGGAAAGACUGCGGCACAAACUCCACCCAAGCGCGAGCCAAAGGCUGCGUCUUCGACGUCCUCCUUACAACCUGGAUCCACGCCGACUGCUUCGACGCCGAACUCCACGAGCGCUAUCUUGAGUCCCACACCUUCCCCUUCUACCGCCUAGGCUCCAUGGAAGAACCCAUCACGUUGGACGAAGUCCGGCAGGGUGACUACAUCGAGAUCUACACCAAUUUGUACUACCACUUCGUCCAUUGCGGGUAUGCGUGGGAGAUGAUUCUGAGGGCGUAUAGGAGGGGCAAGGCGAUUGAGGGCGAGUUGUGGGCGAUGAGCCAUACUAAGCAUUGUGUGUAUCAUUUGGUGGAAAGACCGGAGUUGGAGCUGGAUCGGACAGUGUUGAAUGUGGGAUUUGAGACUUGUGGGCAGCCGUACUACUGA
Bacidia gigantensis is the source of this 708-nucleotide messenger RNA. RefSeq lists its product as uncharacterized. The transcript has a single exon. NCBI's taxonomy places the organism in Eukaryota, Fungi, Ascomycota, Lecanoromycetes, Lecanorales, Ramalinaceae. Bases 1 to 708 code for a protein of 235 amino acids. The record is from RefSeq and is a predicted model, not a curated record.